This is a messenger RNA of Penicillium subrubescens, 1281 nucleotides long. RefSeq lists its product as uncharacterized. The transcript has 2 exons. Gene Ontology annotation, biological process: alkaloid metabolic process. The record is from RefSeq and is a predicted model, not a curated record. NCBI's taxonomy places the organism in Eukaryota, Fungi, Ascomycota, Eurotiomycetes, Eurotiales, Aspergillaceae. Gene Ontology annotation, molecular function: transferase activity, transferring alkyl or aryl (other than methyl) groups. The coding region runs from base 1 to 1281 and encodes 426 amino acids.
AUGGCGAUCGGAAAUCAAGCGAUUGCGGUGCCAAAGCGAGUGGCAACUACCUUUGACACGCUCUCUCUGAGUCUUGACUUCCCAAACGAAGACCAAGCACUCUGGUGGAAAGACACUGCUCCUUUGCUUGAGAGACUGCUUUCGGCCACCGGAUAUGACGUUCAUUUGCAAUACCUGCAUUUGAUCUUUCACUAUCGUUAUGUUCUUGCAGCGCUCGGACCGUAUCCGAAAGCAAAAUCAGACAGCAUUGUCCCAGGCGGCUGCCCAUAUGAGCUCAGUGUCAACUUCCAGCAAGGCAAGACUGUUGUUCGAUUCGACUUUGCGCCAACGACUGCAAUUGGACAGACUGGUCGAAGCCAUGAUCAAUAUUGCCCCUGGCCAACGGUCAACAAAUUACUGGCAGAGCUGUCGAAUGAUGGCCGCGAGAUCGACACCAGGCUGUACAAUCAUUUCAUCAAUGCGCUCGCUGUGACAAAGAAGGAUCUUUCGGCCCUCCAGAAGUGUCCGACCAUGCAUUUGAGUACGCAAUCUAUUCUUUCUUGGGACUUGAAGAGCUGCUUCAAUGAUUUGAAGAUGUACUUCUUUCCGCUGGUGAAGGCAGACGCAGUCAGGGCUCCUUCUGGUCAACUUGUAUUAAACGCUGUUCGCGGGGCAGAUGGUGGACGAUUCAUCUCUCCAGCAUUCAACUUGGUAGAGACUUCCCUGGGAGAAAUGGGGCUUCUUUCCAAUGUGUGCAUACUUGGAUGGGAUUGUGUGCCCGACGAGGGCCGGGUGAAGAUAUAUCUUGCCGAGCCGAAUGUGACUAAAGCAAAUGUUCACCAUCUAUGGACCCUCGGAGGACGGCUCAACAGUUCUACCAUUAACAAAGGGUGGGAACUGCUUUCAAGGUUAUGGGAUUAUUUAGGUAUACCGGAAGGAGUGCGGUCCACUACUGAACUCGGCCAGCCCGAGCAAGAGGAUGGUCGAAGUGGAUUGACCUUUUCCUACGAAUUGCGACCCGGAAGCCUGGAACCCGAGCCAAAGAUCUAUAUUCCACUCGUUGGGGAAAAUGAUAUGGCUGUAGUCAGAAGCCUGGCUCAGUUCACCUCGGACCUUGGCUGGACAGAUCUUGAUAGCUACCCGUCCAAGCUGGCAAAUGUCUUCUCUCAUGUUGACAUGAACAUUUCCACUCGUCUUAUCACCUCCCUUUCUUUUGCCUACACAGAGGAAAAAGGGCCGUACAUGUCGGCCUAUUACUUUUCAUCGGGGCGAUACCCCUGGGAAGGUUCUCGACUGUUGUAG